This is a messenger RNA of Topomyia yanbarensis, 6232 nucleotides long. RefSeq names its product gastrula zinc finger protein XlCGF46.1-like. Gene Ontology annotation, biological process: regulation of transcription by RNA polymerase II. Gene Ontology annotation, cellular component: nucleus. Gene Ontology annotation, molecular function: zinc ion binding; RNA polymerase II cis-regulatory region sequence-specific DNA binding; DNA-binding transcription factor activity. NCBI's taxonomy places the organism in Eukaryota, Metazoa, Arthropoda, Insecta, Diptera, Culicidae. Bases 4751 to 5788 code for a protein of 345 amino acids. The record is from RefSeq and is a predicted model, not a curated record. The transcript is spliced from 3 exons.
UGUUUACUUAUUCUGACGUUACUCCGAGGGGUGCGACAUCCGACAAUAUCGUUGAUUGGAUCCAACAUCAAACGUAUCGGACUAACAAAGUUGUUUGUUGGACGAGUUUUUCUGUUCGCAGGAGUAGACUUGUUGGCAGAACCCACAGCUGAAUUGUCAAACAAACGUCUAAUGGAUUGCCUAAUUCCAAUUCCGGAUCUUCCUUUUGCUCUUGAAAUGCAAACUAGAAAUUUUUACUUCCUUUUUUCAAUCGUACAGGCAACGGUCUGAUUGAUUUGAUAGGUCUGCAAUUGCAUAUUUAUUGGGAACUAGCUAAUACCCAUGCGCGUUACUGCGAUUUUCAACGAAAUAGGAGGAAAACACAAUUUGUUCCGUAGCGCCAUCUAGCGGGCAGAUAAUCACCAACCAAUGACACACAAACACGCUCCAUAACAAAUCGUCGCUGUUGUGCUACCUUAUGACAAACGCCAUUUUAGGGUAAACUGAGUUAGAUAUGCCACAUUAGUUGUCUAAAAAAUCUCUACAAAAUGAUGUUUUCAGAGUUUUGACAUUCUGCUUGGUUACUGAGAUAUAGCGAGAAACGUGCUGAAAAAUUUUCAAUUUUCUGCUUCAAAUGACUGGGGAUUGGCCCAAAUUAUCGUGAUGCAUAAGAUGUUUUUAUGUGUAAAACUAUCUGAGGAACACAAUGGCAUAAUUUUCAAAACAAAAAUGGACGAAUUGCGAGUAGGGUUGCCACCUCUGGAGUGCCUUUGAUCCGGAGAUUUUCACUGAUCUGGGAGAUGGUAGAUUAUGAGUGAAACUAGACAAAUUAUAAUCAAAGAAAUGAUAUUUUAGAGCACUUUAAUCGAUUGUUAUUAUUAAUUUACCGAAAAGAGACAAAUCUAUAUUGUUUCAUUACCAAAAUUAUCUCACAAUCACCGUAGUGUCUUAUGUUUUUGCCAAGAUUACUGCGCACCACUCUUUCAUGGCGUUAAAAAAGCUGUCAAUUUUGCACAUUUGAGAACGGUUUUGUCGGUUUAGUUAGGUGUAGUAUUUUACUUCCCCGGCUAAGUGCCAAAAAUACAAAAGCAUCAGCUAGCCUCGCUGUGGUGGAUAAAUCGAACGUGCAUUGCUCUCCUCCACAACUAACAAGAAAAGAAGAGCAAAGGAGGCAGGGUGGCAUCACAUGUGGUGUCAGUUAUUCAUCACCAGAGGUCCUAACAAAGAGGCAAAACUCACAUCCCUGGUCAACAGUUAAGGGUAGCUGCAGUAGUAGCAACAACAUUGGAAAAAUUCGUUUGAUGUUGACCUAGCAAGUUGGAUUAGAACAAAUCCGACAUAUCUAAGUGCAGCUGCCGAUAAGCAACACCAACAGUGAAAUGAUAUGGUAAACUUACAGCUCAAUAACUUUGAACACCAUUUUGAGCGACGUAGUGGGAUGCGAAAUUUCAAUUGUAGCAUAUUGCGAAAUAUUACUUUUCUUAAAUUGUAGUAAAUUUGAUGUUUUUUUUAUUUUCAUUGGUAUGCAAACGAGAUCAGCAACUGAACUCAUCUUCGCCACAUUGAAACGAAGGGUUAGUCGGGUAAAAUAAAUCUAAACCAGACUAAUAGUAAACUUAGAUUUUUUCAAUAUUUUGCAAAGAAUCAAUUAAUUUCAAAACAGUUGAAAUUAUGCUUCUUCCCACCAAACCCGGAGAUCUCUCCCGAAAACCGGAGUCUCCGGGUCAAACCCGGAGGGGUGGCAACCCUAAUUGCGAGAAAAAUGCAAUUUUAGUUUUAAACUGGAAAUAUAGCACAUUUAGCAACACUGUAACCAAAAAUAACUGUUUUUUAGAUUUCCUGACUUAUUUCCUUCAAAAUGCAUCUCACCGAUUGUUUAUAGGCCAAAUAUAUAAAUAAAAGUUACAAAUUGAUACUUUUUUCUAUGUAAAAUUUCUUAUGCACGAUUAUGACAAGCUAUACAAAUUUUGUCAUCAAUACACACUUAUGACACGUGUGACUGCGACUUUUGUUUACAUUUUUAGUAAAUACAACAUAGUCAUCCGAUCUUCGUAAUAUUUCAGAGAAAAAUACAGAAUAGAUAGAAGCAUCAGUUGUCUUCUUUGAAUUGUUUAUAUCAUUUAUAAGUUUCAAGAUAUUCAGUCUAAAACUUUAAAAAUCGUUUUUUCUCGAAAUGUGCUAAAUGGCGCUUGUCAUAAGAUAGCACAACAGCGACAAAAUGCCUACUGUGUAUAAAUUUUUACGGAAAUCGGUUUAGCCGUUUGGAGUCUAUAAAUCAUGUACAUACAAAUUUUGACUUUUAUAAUAGAUAGAUAGUACAAAUAACAGAAACAUUAAUCAGACUUGGCCAACUCAAUCCGAGCGCUAGUAGGGUAUACAAUCACUUCUUCCUAUUAAAAUUGUGUGACUGUAAUUUUUUACCAUUUUCACUAUCAAUUUAUUGGAAAUAUAUACCAAGCAAAUAAAAAUUGUAUUUGAGACAUAACAUUUGACUUUAGUGUUUGUCAACAAUACGACAGUCGAUUUCGCCUGUUUAUCAAUAUGACUAUUAAGUCUUGUUCCAGGGCCUAAAUAAACGUAUUUAAGAUAAAAGUCUUGUUCCGAUGCAACAAAAUGUUUCCAACCGAUUUUUCAGUCGGUUAAGUCGGGUACCAGAUUCAAUCGUAUAAAAUCUAUUGAUUAAUAUGGUGACAAAAAUCUUCCCCCGACGUUAUUCAAUUUAGUCAUUAAAAUAGUAGGUCGAUCCUGAAAACACCAGAUUUCGUCGGUCGAGUGCAUAAUUUCGCAAAUAAAUAAAUUAAAAAUUAUUAGGAAUGUCAAUUUUUUAUGGGACCUAACAAAAACAUUGUGUCAUCGAAAGUAAGAGAACUGGUGGUAAGUUCGACACUAGAGUGACAAGAAAAAAAUGACCCCUAUCGGCCCACCCCUGAGUCGAUUCCUAGUCCCACCAGGAGUACUUGUACCAACACAAUUCGACAAUUUACAUGGAGAAAACCCGCUAGCUAGCAUUUUCGCCGCUAGGUGGCACUACAUGCAUCGUAUUAUCACUGUAAGUGAAAAUAAGAAAGAUAAUUUAAUUGUUUUCAACUUUGUCGAAGACUACUAGUCCGGUUACAUAUGACAUUCCCAUAUGUGUGUGUGUGUUAACCAUCCUCUCCCGCUAGCUGGUAGUGAUUUACAGAAAAAAACAUGUUUGCAUGUAUUUAAAUAUAUUCAUGCAAAUAACUUGGUUCAUGGAUUUAGGUAGGUGUUAGCUCAAUUGACUUUCCGAUGACCCAUUUCGAGUGCAGUGCCAGACAUGUUCCGAGGUCAUCGUUCCAUCAACCAGCCCCGCCUUAAUGUAAUGUUUGUACCAAUUGGAUUUCAUCAUUACAAUAAAACUUUCGAUUCCUUUCCGGAAGGAAGAAAUCGACGCGUAUUUAGUGUAUUGAAAUAUAUACAUAUGUGUAAUGUAAUGAUCAUAAAUCUAUACCGUUUAUUCAAAACGUAAUAUCUAACAAAUGUAAACAAACUGAGUUUAUUAUGCCAAAUAAAAGCUAACCAUAGGCUCUUUAUCGUCCACAAAUAAUAGAGAAAAAUGAUAACUCUUUAUAUGUUAAUUUAAUCUUAAGUCAAAAUGUCACAUAUAAUAUACCAAAGCUUUGCUAAUAUUUUGUAGAUGUGAUGUUUUGCGUUGUGAUGUUUCUCCAAGUCGACUGUAGUUAGUAUGUUUUUCCAAUGCCAAACCUCAUAUCUACACUCUCGGUUGCAAUACAGCACAUGAAAUAUAUCACAACUACAAACCCGUCUCUUUAAACGUAACAGUAAAAUGUACCAUCUACACACGGAGUUGCCAAGACCACAUAUGUAAAAGAGCAUAAUAGCAAAAGUGAUCGGCAAAAUGUAAUAAAAUAAUAGUUAUCAAUUAUCUCUCUAUUAUCUUCGCGAAAAACAUGUAAUAUGCUUAUACGAUCCUGCAAUGAGUAAAUGCAGAGGUGAUAGUAGAAUUAAUAGCCAUCUGUGUGCUUUAAUUGUUAAACAAAUUUGAAAGUUGCAAGGAAUUUUUGCACGCGAUUUUCUCCGUUUGACGUUUCUGUUAGAUAUGAUGUAAUGAAAAAACGCUCUAGAAAUGAUAUUUAAAAUUCACUUACUCAAAAGAUCUUCCUUACUUAACCUUCCGGUGAAUGCGCUGAAUUGUAUGACAUCAGCAGUACACAUUUGGAAACUUAUUUCUCAGCUUUGUUGAAUCGAAUAUUGCUUGAGGUGUCAGUAUUAUGUAUGCGCAUGGUUGUAGAUAUUCGAUCAGCGAUAUACUGAAUAUAAUAAUAUUUUGUUCACUCUAGAUAAUCCCAUGCAUUGUUGGUUCUUCGCACAUCAUCAAUAAUCCUAGAAUGUGAUUAUGUAAUCUGUUGCAGUUUUCUUCCCCUCUGAUUACUUCAAUAUUAAUUCGUCAAAAGGGCGAAAGUGUUUUUUGUAAACAAACUUGUUUCGCUCAUUAGUCUGCAGCAGAGUGGAAUUUCAUGAAAAAUAUGCGUUAAUGUAAAUUUUUACCCUUCGUAGAAGUAAUUUCAAUUGUUUUCUGCUUUGAAAUUAUAGUAAAUUAAGAGAAACCAUCAACAUAAAAGUUUGUUUACAAAUCUUAUUCGCCCUUUUGCAAAUUUAAGAUGGACUUGUCCUCUUUUCCAAAGGAAAAAAAUAACUAAAAUGAUACAGAGAGGAACAAUAUGAGUGUUAAGAAUAAAUAAAUAUAUUUUGGCCACUCAGGAUGGUUCAACGGAUAUGAAACAGGAACAUGAAAAGUGAAACAACAGAAGAGGAUACUACCCAGGAAAUUCUCACUGUCGAAUGUAAACAGGAACUUUUGGAAGAGAGAGAACCAGAACAAAAUGUUUUAGCUCCUGAAAGCGAUGACAGAACGUUGGAAUCAAGUGAUGAUAAUGAAUCCGAAUAUUAUGAUAACGAUGAUGAUGAUGAUGAUGAUGAUGAUGAAUUCAAAUCUAGUGACGACGAAGGAGCCAAAAUGUCGAAGACAGAGACGAAACCUAAGAAAAUACGUGCCAAGUGGGGCAGCUUGGAGAAAAAAGAACCCAAAGAGCGUCGAACUGUUUAUCCGUGCGAUCGGUGCCAUAAAAAGUUUUUCGUAUUGUUCAGAUUCAAAGCCCACAAGCGCAUGCACGAUGGACUUGUACCGUACGAGUGUGAACUCUGCGGGAAAGCAUUUCCCACCGCACAUAACGUAAAGCGGCACUAUAUGCAGAAACACAGCACCAAUCGGUUAUCUUUGCCGUGUGAUCAUCCGGGUUGUGGGCAGGUGUUUGCUACCCGACAAGGGUUCAACCGACAUAAAGACCGAGUUCACAAUCCCAACUACGUGAUGCCUUCUCGAACAGCGUUCAUUUGUGAUAUGUGUGGGAAAGAGUACACCACCAAAGGAGGACUGAAGACACACAAAUACACUCAUACGCCCGCCGAGAUGCCGUUUGUGUGCAAAAUCUGCUCGAAGAAAUUUCCAACGUCUGCCAAACUGAAAGAACACACAAUGCGUCAUGAGGGAGUGAGAAACCACACAUGCCCUCAUUGCGGUCUUCAAAAAGUUUCCGGACACGAGCUGAGGACCCACAUCAAAAAUAUGCAUUCCGAGCCACGUUCUUAUUCGUGUGAUAUAUGCGCCCGGCAAUUUAGUAACACAAGUAGUUUGGGACUCCAUGUCAAAAUCGUACAUCUAGGCGUCAAACCGUAUGUCUGCACGGUUUGCGAAUUUGCGUUCGGCAGAAGUGAUCAUCUGAAGCGGCAUAUGAAGAGCCACAUGCGAGCAGGUUUAAUCAAAUGAUGGGGCAGUGCAACAAAUAUUAAUUGUAUAUAACUUAAAUUAUUUAAAUAUCUGUAGGAAUUGAAUUUAGUUCUGUGUCCUCUGACCAAUAUCGAUGUUUUCUCAAAUACAAGUAUGUUAUUAUCAUAGUCAAACAGACAUAUCACUAUAUUUUUUAUGGUUCACAAGAAAAGUGUAAUACGCGAAUGAGCGCAUCUACUACUCUUAGCAAUAAUAGUGGUAAAAAUAAUUUAUAAAAAAUUGUACGUAUGCCAGAAUCAUCACGUCGAAGCAAAUUUAGUGUAUUUAAUCAUUUGAGGUCACAAAACUGUAAAGUGCGCAGGUUGCAUACGAGAUAUUGAAAGUUAGGGAAUGUAUACAAUAUAUAUUCUAAGUGUUAUGUUCGUUGGUCUGUGUCGUAUGGUAUUUUGUUAUAGAAAUACAGCGUAUAACGUUUUUUAUGUA